GGUUCGGCUUAUCACGGCACCGCCUACAUGCGGAACAUGCAAGUCAGCUGAUAUAAUGUUGUAGGAAAGCGCAAGUUAGAAUGAACAUAGGAAAUCAGUGUUGGGUGUUUUGGGGUAUUUUUCUCUAUAUCAGUGUUUGUUUAGGCGUGGACUACGAUUUAGAUGAUAGAACGGGAUUAGGACGAUCGUUUGAUGGCAUUGGUGCUUUAAGCGGUGGUGGGGCGACAUCGCGUUUGCUCGUCAAUUAUGCCGAGCCAUACCGGAGUCAGAUUCUAGACUAUCUAUUCAAGCCUAAAUUUGGAGCCUCAUUACAAAUUCUGAAGGUUGAAAUAGGAGGCGAUGCUCAGACUACAGAUGGAACUGAGCCCUCACACAUGCACUAUGAAGAUGAUGAGAAUUAUUUUAGAGGAUAUGAAUGGUGGCUUAUGAGGGAAGCUAAGAAGAGGAAUCCAAACAUCACACUUAUAGGUCUACCGUGGGCUUUUCCAGGAUGGGUUGGAAAUGGUGAAAACUGGCCAUAUAGUUUCCCUGAUAUCACUGCUUCUUAUGUGGUUUCAUGGAUUCUUGGGGCAAAGCAGUACCAUGACUUGGAUAUUGAUUAUGUCGGGCUUUUGCGGUAUACACUGGAUAAAAGAGGUCUGGAGAGAGUUAAAAUCAUUGCCAGCGAUAACCUCUGGGAGCCGAUCACGUCUGUUGUAAUUGCUGAUAAAGAGCUACAGGAUGCUGUUGAAAUCUUAGGGGUUCAUUAUCCUGGCACCAACACUGUGCCUAAGGCCCUGAAGACUGGCAAGAAACUGUGGUCCUCUGAAGACUACAGCACUUUUAAUGACAAUGUUGGCGGAGGCUGCUGGGCACGAAUUCUCAACCAGAACUAUGUCAAUGGCAAAAUGACAGCGACCAUAUCUUGGAAUCUUGUUUCUAGUUAUUAUGAUGACCUUCCCUUUGGAAGGGAUGGACUAAUGACUGCAAAUGAGCCAUGGAGUGGAAAUUAUGUUGUUGAGUCCCCUAUUUGGAUAACAGCCCAUACAACCCAGUUUACGGAACCUGGCUGGGUGUACCUGCAGACAGUGGGACACUUCACACAUGGUGGAAGUUAUGUUGCACUGACUGAUGAGAGAGGAAAUCUAACAAUAAUCACUGAAACUAUGACCCAUGACCACUCUGUGUGUAUAAGACCUCCUCUGCCCCCCUAUAAUGUUACUGCCCAGAAUGUAACAUUCCAUCUGAAAGGGACUUUUGCUUCAGUCAGUGAGCUGCAGGUGUGGCAUUCAAAGUUUGAUUUCAAGACAAACAAGACAGUCCUCUUCCAAAAUCUCAGGCCCAUUAAAGUAAUUGAGGGAUCUUUCAGCAUAGAGCUUGAUGUUGAUGAGGUAUAUACAUUUACUACUGUGAGAAAUGGUCAGAGAGGGAGUUACCCAGAUCCUCCAUCCUCUGCUCCCUUUCCUAAAUCAUACAAAGAUGAUUUUGAUGUAUCUGGAAAUCCAUAUUUCUCAGAGGCUCCAAACUUUGCAGAUCAGACAGGGGUCUUUGAAUACUUUACUAACCUGACAGAUCCUGGACCCCAUGUUUCCACUCUGCGACAGGUGGUCACUCAGCGUCCAGUGACCUGGGUUGCAGAUGCUGAUCAGACAAUAAGUGUUAUUGGUGAUUAUAAAUGGCAUGACCUGAUGGUGUCAUGUGACAUAUACAUGGAGGCUGUGCACACCGGUGGAGUCUUCAUUGCUGUCAGAGUGGACAAAGGUGGAGGUGUCAUCCGGAGCACAAGGGGAAUCUUUUUCUGGGUGUACGCAGAUGGCACCUACAAAGUCACAAAUGACCUCAGUGGAAUGACAGUUCUUGCUGAGGGCCUGUCUGGAACUAGAGCACGUGUAUGGUACAAACUGACCCUUACAGUCAAGGGAAACUAUGCAUCAGCAGAUCUCAAUGGCUAUCCCCUGUGGAAGAAUGCAGUGCUCUGGGAGCCACGACAUGGAUGGGUGGCCAUAGGCACUAGUUCAUUUGAACUUGCACAGUUUGAUAAUUUUGCUAUAGAGGCCUUAGCCUGAUGGGGUUUUGUUUGUUUGUUUGUUUGUUUGUUUGUUUGUUUGUUUGUUUUUUUUUUGGCCCUUGUUGUGUCACUGUAAACAGGCAAACUGGAAACAAACAUUUUCAGGUGUGUGACUGAUGUGAUUAUGAAGAGAUUUAAUGAGUUGUUAAUUCUUAAAGGUUUCCAUUUAAACCACUUGUGUGAUUUAAAAUGUAUGAAAACUGACAAUGUGAGUUUUCUAAGAACUUUUUUUUAUUAAAUUAUUUUGAAUGUAUUUUUUUUUCAUAUAAAUGUCUAAGUUGUACAAAAUAUCUUGCAUUGUGUGCCAUUUAAAGUGAAAGUGACAUGACAUACAGCCAAGUAUGGUGACCCAUACUCAGAAUUUGUGCUUUGCAUUUAACCCAUCCAAAGUGAGCACACACAGCAGUGAACACACACACACCCGGAGCAGUGGGCAGCCAUUUAUGCUGCAGCGCCCAGGGAGCAGUUGGGGGUUCGGUGCUUUGCUCAAGUACCUAAAGUAGGGUGAGCUGUACAAAAUUGCAACAGUAUAUUCAUGACAAAGCACUAUUUUAUUUUUUUUAUUUUUUAUAAUUAUCAAAUCAUAACCCUCGUAAAUGUAAAUAUAUAGUGAAAUAAUAUUUGUAUUUUUUAUGUAAAAAUUAUUUGAAUAAUGAAAUUUUUUUACAUAAAGACAGUACAUUUACAGUUGUUUUGUGUAGUUUAAGAAGGCUUAUUACAAAACAUCAAACCUAGAGCAAAUUUGAAUAGUUUUGUCUGCUCUAACCAGCUUGAUCAAAGUCAACCGAGUCUCUGCCCCAUCAGCGAUUAGUCCAGAAGAGCCAUCCUCCAGCUCAUCUUGGACCAGAUAAUGACCACAACUGACCAGCAUAAUCACUUGUGGUCAAAUUUGGCAAAACUGUAAGCAAGAACCUUUGCAGGAUGAUAUUCAGUUUUCAUUUAAAAUUAGUGCAAUAUUAAACAGCUGUACACACUAUUUAUAAAUAAUAUUUGCAACACUUCAGGUGAGCAGUACUUUAAAAGUGUGAAGUUCAUAUUUAUUUAUGAAGAUUUUCAGAGAAGCUCCCUGUUCUCUACAUACGUUGUUGCAUCAGGCCUGCAGUAUGGAAUCGGAGAACAUAUCUUUAAUUUAUUUUAUAAGCCCAGUCCAUUUUCUGCAUCCUGGGACCACCUGCUGUUGGGAAUAGCACUAUAGUGGAGAGGAUAUGCAAGCAUUACAAACUUCAUCAUGUUAAGCUUAAGGAGACGAUCACUGAAACAUUAGAAAACCUGGUCAGUGUUUUACAACACAAUUUUAUUCACAACCAUCAAUUCAUGUUCAUUUGAUUCAGAUAUUAUUUGAAAAGAUAGUUCACCCAAAAAUGAAAGUUCUGUCAUCUUUUACUGUUGAAUCAUCGCU
Cyprinus carpio (common carp) is the source of this 3446-nucleotide messenger RNA. Its product is annotated as galactocerebrosidase-like. Lineage: Eukaryota; Metazoa; Chordata; Actinopteri; Cypriniformes; Cyprinidae. Gene Ontology annotation, molecular function: galactosylceramidase activity. Gene Ontology annotation, cellular component: lysosome. The transcript is spliced from 16 exons. The record is from RefSeq and is a predicted model, not a curated record. The coding region runs from base 81 to 2045 and encodes 654 amino acids. Gene Ontology annotation, biological process: galactosylceramide catabolic process.